This is a messenger RNA of Eleginops maclovinus (Patagonian blennie), 1816 nucleotides long. RefSeq names its product transformer 2 alpha homolog (gene tra2a). Gene Ontology annotation, molecular function: RNA binding. Gene Ontology annotation, cellular component: spliceosomal complex. Lineage: Eukaryota; Metazoa; Chordata; Actinopteri; Perciformes; Eleginopidae. Gene Ontology annotation, biological process: positive regulation of mRNA splicing, via spliceosome. The record is from RefSeq and is a predicted model, not a curated record.
GUUCAAGUCCCUUGUUUUUGCAUCAAGGGGGCGCGGGAGACAGGAAGUGACGUUGGAUUCUGCGGUACAUAAACAUACCAGGAAGCUCCCGCGCCAUCUUCUAGCUAAUAAGCGGCCACAAUAAAUCAUUGUGUUAAACUUCUUCGCUGCUAUCCAAAUACUCGUUUGCUUUAGCUAAAAACUGAACAAUGAGUGAUAUUGAGGAUGGAAACUACGAGGGACGGGCAUCACGCUCCCCAUCUAAAUCGGAUCGUGGGAGUCCGGUUAGGGCCAAGUCGGGAAGCAGGUCCGGCUCCCAGAGCCCAGCCCGGGCCUCCAAACGCUCCGAGUCCAGAUCCCGCUCCCGAUCAAAAUCUAGGUCUCGUUCUAGGCGCCACUCAAACCGCCGCUAUAGCCGCUCACGCUCUCGGUCCCAUUCCCACCGGAGGAAGUCCCGCUCUCGCACCUACAGCCCGGAGUACCGCCGCAAGAAGAGCCCCAGCGCUUCCCCCAUGUCCAAAAGGGGCCGUCAUUCUGGCAACAAGAGCCAUGACUUCCCAAAAGAAGCAAACAGUCAAGGCGCAGAUGGCGACGUUAGGGCGAACCCUGACCCCAGCAAAUGUUUGGGAGUGUUUGGCCUGAGCCUGUACACCACAGAGAGGGACCUCAGGGAGGUGUUUUCACGCUACGGUCCUUUGGCCGGGGUCAACGUGGUGUACGACCAGCGCACAGGACGCUCCCGAGGCUUUGCCUUCGUUUACUUCGAGAGAAUUGACGAUUCGAAAGAGGCGAUGGAGCAAGCCAAUGGCAUGGAGCUGGACGGGAGGCGCAUCAGAGUGGACUUUUCCAUUACUAAGCGUGCUCACACCCCCACACCAGGCAUCUACAUGGGCCGACCAACUCAUAACGGCGGCAGCAGCAGUGGUGGGGGUGGCGGCGGCGGUGGUGGUGGUGGAAGCAGCAGGGACGGCGGAAGAGACGGCGGCGGAAGGGACGGCGGCGGAAGAGACGGCGGAAGGGACGGCGGCAGGGACGGCGGCAGGGACGGCGGCGGCAGCAGGAGGGGGAGAGACUCGCAUUACGACCGUGGCUAUGAGCGUGGCUACGACAGAUAUGAAGAGUACGAUUAUAGGUACAGUCGCAGACGAUCUCCAUCACCGUACUACAAUCGAUACAGGUCUCGCUCAAGGUCUCGCUCCUACAGCCCACGGAGAUACUAAGAUCCUUCUUUCAACGCUCUCCUUCCCUCCAAUAAUUGAUGGUGUGUGACUCCUCAAGGUGUUUCUAAGGGGAUUUUUUAAAAUUAGCAUGUCUAUAUUAACAGAAAUGUUAAGUUUGAGAUUGUUCUUGUUUACAUGCAAUAGAUGUCUUAAUUUUGUAGACGUUUUGAUGCAUCCAUGUUGAGUGUGAGCCAAGAACUCUGCAACUCUUGCUUCAUUCUUAGACUCGCAUCCCUUCUUCCAACUUCACUUUCAUUACAAUGAUACAUCCUUCUUCCUUGCACUGAGGACUUUCAUGAUGGGGGAAAUAAACUGGGUUUUAGUAAAAAAAAUGAAUAAAUGGUAAGACUUAUUUUACAACCUGUUUUGAUGAAAUGUAACAGUCUUUAAACAGUCAACUGCAGAGGAUUGUUUGUUUCCUACUUACCGAGCUUACCGGUAAGUAGCAGGUAAAACCGGCUGUAAGAUGUUGCCACCAUCAGUGGUCAGUUCUCUGCUCACAUUGUUUUUUCGUUGUCAAGGAAGUCAUCAUUUGAGUUUUUCCAGAGUUUUAUUAUCGUGUAUUGCAUUUUUUAUUGUUUCUUUGUAUGGAAAUACAGAUUUAUGAAAACUUCAAA